CAUCUGCCAAGCAUGGAGCUUACGAUUCAAGCUGCAGUCCUAAAACGGAUCCUUAUUCUGUUCCUUGUCGUUCUCUUGGGCCGAUUCUUCUACAGGCUCAUCAAAGUGCGCAUGAAGGUGCGCCGUUUCAUGAGGAAUAGUGGGCUGAAAUCUCCACCGCAUUCCUUCCUACUCGGGCACCUUCCAGCAUUCGCCAAGCUCAUGGCUAAAUACCCUCGAGAUACAGCAGGACAAAUCAUUCCAAUACUGCUGACCAAUGAGUACCCGGAGCUUCGAGCCCAAGGUCUCGUAUGUAUGGACGCUUGGCCUAUCGCCAACCCCCUGCUAGCAGUAUUCCAGCCCGAUAUGAUUGCGCAGUUCUGCCAGAGCCCGUCAAUGCCUAAGAGUGACCUCCUUCAUUCGAUAUUCAAGGAUUUCACCAACUGUCAAGACCUUUUGUGCUCAGAUGGAGAUCAAUGGAAGCGGUGGCGCUCUAUUUUCAACCCAGGCUUCUCAAGCAAGAAUAUCCUUUUAUUCAUCCCAGCUUUGAUCGAAGAGAGUCAAGUUUUCAAGGAUACUCUCCUCGAAAACAUGCGGUCAGAUAUUGUCUUCCCUUUAAUAACACCGGCGACCAAGGCUACAUUUGAUAUCAUCGGACGGGUGGUGCUAGGAGCAAGAUUGGGCGUGCAAGUGUCGGAGAGUCGCUUAUAUACAGCCUUGAAGGAUCAGCUCGGGUGGAUCUCGAUCCCAGACGGUCCCAAUAUAUUCCAUCGACAAAACAAUCCUUUCCGCCGCCUCGCUAUCUGGAAUAACAACCGCAUCCUACAUAACGAGAUCAUUCCAAUCUUACAAAGACAGAUGCUUGAGACGGAUCGCAGUAGAAGCCCCCAGACAAUCAGCCGACUUGCCAUUGAAGCCCGUUUGAAGGAAACCGGGCACGCCGUGGACUCCACAUCCAUAAACCAGGUUUUUGACGAAGAAUUUCUUCGCGUUGCCCUUGCACAAGUCGAAAUCUUCCUCAUCGCAGGCCAUGACACUACGUCGAGUACAUUGUGUUACGCAUACUACUGCCUACAUGGCAAUCCAGACAUAGCCGACCGUGUGCGCGAGGAACACGACCGCUUGCUCGGGCCUGACCCAGCCCAAGCUGCCGCCGUGAUCACCAGCGACCCAUCCGUACUCUACAGAAUGCCAUACACAGCGGCAGUCAUCAAGGAGAUCCUUCGGCUCUACCCACCCAUCGCCUCUAUCCGCUCCGGAUCUCGCAGUCUGCAUCUAGUGCAUCCCGAGACUGGUCAGCAGUUCUCGACUGAAGGAUUCACUCUCAUGUCCACGUCACAGGCGUCGCAUAGGCUCCCACAGUACUGGCCUCGACCGAACGACUUCCUCCCUGACCGGUGGCUAGUUGAGGAGGACACCGGCGUCAACGGUAGGAAGCUCGCGUGGAGGCCAUUCGAGCAAGGACCGAGGAAUUGCAUCGGCCAGGAGCUAGCCAUCCUCGAGCUAAGGCUUAUGCUGGUAAUGACGCUGAGGGAGUUGGACAUUGUACCUGCCUAUGCCGCGAAUGCGACCCGGCUUUUCGGUGAACCGGCCUACCAGGCCGUGACCACGAAUGAGCUAACCAAUCGUCCAAAGGAUGGUAUGCCCGUUCGCGUCCGAAGGCGAGUCCCUUCGACGGAUAGAGUAGCGUAGUUUGCUAAGAAAUCAUAUUUCGGCGAAUAGAGAAUGCUACUGACAGCAUACACAAGCCUAAAUUGUCAGUAUGCUCCACUACGCACACAGAUAAUACAAGCCUUAAGAGAACACACGGACAUCAAAUCGAAAAAUUUGAUUCUGUCACAAAAGUCCUAAGCUGCUCACGUUCUUCACUCAUGCCCCAUCGAAAACCAAAAGACUCCGAAUAUUGACAGAGCCAAACCCACGUUCGUACAAAAGUUUCCGACCACGAUGAGCAGGGAACUCUGCAACGACCAAGACGAUGAUAUCCUGCUGGCGAACGCCGGCCUUUCCCAAGAGCUCCAGCACCGCGCAAAGAGUCCGACCCGUUGCAAGCGCAUCAUCCACAACAACCACCAAAGAACCUUUAAGAAUCAAGUACAUUUCCAUCUCGAUGACUUGCUCCUUUGAACCGCUGGGCGUCGAAGCUGAGAUAUGCGAUGCAGACUUGGUGACGGAAAUCUUUGGCGGGGGCAGCUUGCCAGCUUCACGAAUCAUCGCAAUUGGCUUCUUGACUUUCUCUGCCAAUGGCGAGGCAAAUGUAAAGCCACCGGUCUCACAACAGGCUAUGGCACUGACACGAAUCCAGUCACUGAAUAGAAGAUUCUCUAGUAGGCGUGUACACAGCUCCAGCCCUUCUGGGUGCUUUCCAAUGCCGAGCACAUGUUGGAAGGUCAUAUUAGGGCGUGGAAAGCCUGGAACGGGGCGCACCAUUCUCGCUAGUCGCUGAAUAUCCUCGCCGACAAGAGGAAGCAGGAAGCACACUGCAAAAUGCUGCACCAGCUCGAUGCCCGUCUCUUCAUUUCUGUAGACCAGAGUUGGACUGUAUUCGGAGUGGUUAAGCUCCUCGCCGUCACCUUCACCAUCAUCGCCAUCGGGAUAGCCUCGACGUGCCCGUCGGGUCUGUGGGCUUGCCUGGACGCGGACCUCAAUGAGUCUAUUGUCAGGCACUAAAUGCGCAUAAGUCGCGAGGGGUGCCUGCUCUCUCAGUCCUGUGAUAAACAGGACAUCCACAGACAUAGCGCUGCAUACCACGCCCAGGAAAUGUUCUUCAAGCAAACGAGGUCGACAGGCCACCUGAGAAUAAAAGAAUGCUGUCAAAGCUGGCCGGUGUUGCUCUUUGUAAGCUCGAUCAUGAAGCAAGCGUUUCAGAUCGACGCCGGGAUGCGCUGCUGCAUAUUCUCUCUUGGUCACAUCGCUAAUGCUAAAUGUGCGAGCGAGGAGGCUGUUUCCGUAGUUUGUAUUAAAUGAAGAGGCCCAAGAAUUCGCGCAAUAAUCCUUACCAACGCCACUUUCGCCAGUCACGAGGAUGAUAAGCUUCUGUGUAGCUGGAACUCGUCGAAGGGGACAAGCAUAAGCGAGGACAUUAU
Molecule: messenger RNA, 3065 nt
Organism: Penicillium brasilianum
Lineage: Eukaryota; Fungi; Ascomycota; Eurotiomycetes; Eurotiales; Aspergillaceae
Source: the annotation of a GenBank genome assembly